AUGAGUUCAGUGGCCUUCUUUCUGCGUGCGACUUCGGCUCUUUUAAUCGUACAUAUUGACCCAGUCCGGGCCCAAGAGGCGGUCCAACGCAACUGGCCUGCACCGACUGAAUUGAACAAACCACUACUGGCGAUUCAGAUUGGAAGUAUCGUGGGGGCCUACGUGAUCUUCGUCGCUGUUCUCCUCGCUCUGCUUAUAUUUGUCGGACGUCGCCUUCGUCGCUCAGUUCAAUCCUCCAACUAUAGUCUGCAUCUGGAGAUGCUAAAGCCUGUUCGACCACCUGUCAGCUUGGAUUGCAGCCCAGUAUCCCCAAUGUCGCACAACCUCCCCAGCCCCAGAUCCAGCGGGUUCAAGUCCUGGGGGUCGCUGAACAGAGCUAGCAAACCUUCUCAGCCAUCUAUUAACGGCAGUAUGGUGACUGUCGACGAAUCAAUUGUCGCAACCGACCGACAGAAAGCCCAGGAUGAGAUGGAGAUGCUGUAUGCCGCUGUCAUGGAGCACGACGCUCAAAAGGCUUCUGGUAUCGACUUGCCCCUGAGAGACCCAGCACACCAAGCGCGGUCUCCGGACAGUCAGCUCACGAACCCAUUCACUGACCGUGACUCCCACGGAUCGGACCACUCUCUGGCUCCACUGAAGUCUCCGAUGAAGGGUUUCAACAGCUCACGCCUCUCGAAACUCUUCAGCACAGGCUCUCGGUCAAGUCCCGCGCCUAGCAAAGUGAACUCCCCUGUGGCGCUUCGCAAACUCCCCAUCUCAUCUCCGAUGGCCUCCCCCGCACCGACAACCCCACAAGCUUAUAUACCCGAGAACCCUCCCCUGUCUCCACGGAUCUACAAUCCCGGGCCGCCUCCAACGGUGCCAUCUCGAUUGCAGAUUGAAUCCCCAGGCACGGGUAGUCCCGGCCGUUUCAGGCCAACGCCCCUGAAUCUAACCCCGGGGGCCGCUGCGUCACCGUCGACUUCCCUGCCUUUCCGUGAAGCAUAUCCGCAGCAGAGCGCACCGGCAACCAAGACUACAUUCCUCGAGCGGCCUUCUAAGCUCCGCACUGGGCCAGUCACUGGCAUGCCCACGCCAUACACGCCAUACAUGCCAUUCACUCCCGUGACACCGUUUACACCCGGGCGCACCAUAACGAAGCGUCAGCGUAAGCGCGAGGAGCGAGAAAAUGGUCUGCACGCUUUGAAUGAGGAUGAUCUGGUUAAGGGCGAUGAUGAUAUGUGGGGUUGA
Messenger RNA from Penicillium brevicompactum, 1230 nucleotides. RefSeq lists its product as uncharacterized. The transcript has a single exon. Lineage: Eukaryota; Fungi; Ascomycota; Eurotiomycetes; Eurotiales; Aspergillaceae. Bases 1 to 1230 code for a protein of 409 amino acids. The record is from RefSeq and is a predicted model, not a curated record.